GCGCAUAACUUCGGAGUGAGAAGGUGUGUUCGUUCGUCUUGCCGCUUCGUUUUCGACACGGAAAAAAUCAAUCGUAUUUUUGUAAACGACGAUCAUUGAAACGAUCGGCGAUCGCGUCGUUAGUAAAGUCAGCGGGACUGUCGGGUAAUAAGCGAGUAGUGUGUCGAAACGAUUUGUCAGUGAUAAACAGUUUGGUGGCGAGUCCUUCGUGAUCGAUUCCUGUGUGCAUUCUGUCAAGGUGUUUUCUACUAUUCCCCCGUCAGGAUAUUAUGCUACCGAUCGUGUGUGUCGCAAGAUCGUUUUGAUUCGAGGGGCACUCGACAACAGAUCGCCGGUAAAAUGUUACCACAGACCCCUGACAUCAUUCCUACAACUUUGAAUCAGGUACGUGGAAAAGCUUUAAAUACACAUGAAACUAAAAGUGAGACACCGACUAACGACAUAUGCAGUCAUUGCAAGGUAUGUAUUAGCAGUAUGGUCAUUUAUGGUUUUCCCGAAUGAAGUUUUACAAGUGUUGUCCUGGCAUCUGGGUCCGCUGUUUUACACAACGCAAAAAUGUGUAAAAGCGCGUGCCCUCUACGAUAACAUCGCAGAAGCUCCCGACGAAUUGGCAUUUCGGAAGGGUGAUGUUCUUACGGUACUGGAGCAAAAUACCGCUGGCCUGGAGGGUUGGUGGUUGUGUGCUCUCCGUGGUAGACAGGGCAUCUGUCCAGGAAAUCGAUUGAGACUUCUGGUUGGCCAAUACGAUACAGGGGGUUGUUUGGUUGGCAGCAGGGCUGACCUUACCACUUCUGAAGACGGUAUACAGAGGCAUGGCAAACGACGUAGUUGGCACGUUCAACCAAAUAGGGUGGUAACUCCGCAGAAGUGCGGCGACGUAUACCUUUACGAUCUUCCAGCGAGUCGGGCAAGUCCUGCACCACCCUCGAGGCACGAUUCACCCUUGAACUCGAAUAACGAGCAUUUGCACAACUCAGGACGGUACACGACGAGCAGCAGGAGUUCGGUGGACAACGGUGGCGACGUGAGCGAAUGUUACGAUGUGCCACCACGUGCGGUACCCGUGAUUCCAUCUCCAGCCAGCAGUCCGAGUCCUGCACCCUCGUGCUAUGAUAUACCAAGGCCACCCACAUCUUGCACUCCGAACUCGAACUGCUCUGGAGGAUCGGGAGUCACGCCUUUAGACUGCUACGACGUGCCUAGGUCGUUGCAACCCCUCACACCUAGCAGCUCUGCGUCCAGUCUUACGAAUGAUGGAUCUCUCAGUGGGUCGAACCGAUCGAGCCUGGCAGCACCCGAUUACGAUGUACCUCGAUCGCGUCUUCCAGCUUCCUCGUUACCGUCCCGGCACAACACACCCGUGCCAAAGACACCGACACCUCCACCCCCACCGCAAACGCAGCAAAUCUACGACGUUCCAGUUAGCAAGGAGCUUCCUCUGGAGCUGGACUCCGCUUUGGAAGGUCUGCAAAGGCUGCAGAGCGAGGCAUCUGCGGCGAUAGCCAGGUUACUCGGCUUCGUUAGCUCUGGAUGGAGAACGCCUCAACGAUUAGAUGCUACACUGAUGGAUCUUAGGCUCGCUGCUCUUAGGCUUAGAACGUCCUUGCAUGAUUUGGCUGAAUUUGCUGAAGGAACAUUGGGGAACGCGGGCAAGGCACCGGACAAGGGUCUAGCCACGAAAUUACGACCCCUGGUUAAAGCUCUACGCGAUUCCGACAAACUCGUACAGGAAGCCGCCACCGAAUUGGACGCGAUGGAAUGGGACGCAGAGAAACUCUGUCGCGGUGGUGGCGACACUCUGACACCUACUAACGGGCCACCUUCCACCAUUUUAUCGACGGUACAACCGGAUCCACUAGAUCAGCUGAUUGCGUGCGCACGAGCACUCACGGAAGACGUUCGCCAAGUUGCUAGUUUUAUUCAGGGUAACUCGACGCUGCUCUUCAAACGAUCGUCGAUCAUCUCGACCGGUAGCAGCAAUAACAGCGGUGCCGGCGAGGAUUACGAUUACGUAAAUUUAGACUCAAGGGAAGUGGUCGCGAAACAACGGGAAGAAGUGAGAGCAUCAUUGCCACAGGAACUCCGUAGUAAUUACGAUCUCCUUGUAUCCGAGUCGGACAAUGCAACGAUUCAAAUGCCACCUACAACACCGACACCCAUGGAUCCUAACGACAAACAAUUGCUGGCUUUCUAUGCCGCCCAGGUGAUCACGCAUGGCAACCACCUGACUCAUGCCAUUGACGCCUUCAUGCAAACGGUCGAACACAACCAACCACCCAAGGUGUUUCUGGCUCACGGAAAAUUCGUGGUGUUAAGCGCUCACAGGCUGGUGCACAUCGGUGACACGGUACACAGAAACGUGACAAGGAACGAUGUGAGAACACGCGUGUUGCAAUGUGCGAACGCAUUGAACGAAGCUUUAGCACAAACCGUGUCGAAGACAAAACAGGCAGCUCAAUUCUUUCCCAGCGUAUCCGCGGUUCAAGAGAUGGUCGACAGCGUGGUGGACGUCUCACAUCUGGCCAAGGAUCUGAAGGUCGCAAUGAUUCACGCCGCGCAACAACCAUGAGCGCUCAAACAUCAGAUCCUCAUCUUAAAUACGGAAGAAGCUCGGCGAUGCGUUAGCUGAGAACAAUUUGCCAUUAUUCUUGGGAGAGACUAUGUGCGCACGAAACCCGCCGCUCCUUCAAGUUCCUUGGAUUGGUUGGCAAUCCUAAUAAUGAUCAAACAGUUUCUGCCUAUAGAAGCAUUGCGAAAAUUAUCAAAAGAAUCACGAGUAAAAUGCUACAGUCUAUAUCGUAGAUGUGUAUUUACUGCCGAUUUGAUAGAAACGAGCAGCUAACUGUUAAUGUUCGACAUCUUUAAUCGUCGAGUCCAAAAUGUUUAAAGACGAGAAAGGAUCAAUGAGAAUUGUCGUUCAUUUGUAGAUCAAUUUGGGUGUAUGGGCUAGGUGACUCAGAUUCGAAUAGAACGUAGAAAUUUAAACUUCUGAUCAUGUAAUCGAUGAAAAAGCGAAAUUGGAUCACGGGAAUUGUUCUGACUUCCUUUUUCGUUCGACCAAAACUAGACCCUUCCCUCUUUAUCACAAUAAAGAGCUCUCGAGGCCUAUCGUUACUUAGAGAUACACAACUGCCAAAGCCACAGGUACAUAGAACGUAAGGGAACCUCUUUCGAGACAAGCAUUUUUGUAAUGUACUCGAGAAUAUAGAGAACGUAGACUUUUAUAGAGAAUAUGUAAUCGUGUCGUUCGUUAGCUGAAGAUGUGGAGCAAAUUAAACGACUAAGAUAAUAGCGCGUAUAGAACGUGUUCGAAACGAUUCUCGGGAUCGUCGAUUAACAGGAGACUCGUUUCGAACGUGAUGCGGCAUUGUCGUUACCAGCGUGUUAAUUAUUAUCAUAGAUGUGUACUGCGGGAAAACGUUUUCGUUUAGAAACAUGUUCACGCGUUACUGUGAAAUGAGGAUAUUGGUUGAACGUUAUAUCGUUAAAAAAGACGCAAACAAGUAGAAAAAAGUACGAAAGACCACAACAAUUACCAGAAAAGAGCCACAAAUGCAAUAUGGAAUUUUCUACAAUUAAGCAGCGAGGUUUAUUAUAUUUAUACAAAAAAAUUUCAUUGUGAACAACGCAAAAUCUGUCUUUUCGAAGGCCAAUUUUAAGCGAAUUUUGUACAACUUUAUUAACGAGGCACGACUUUUUCGUGCUCGAGGCCAUUUUACGGCUCUUCCAUGAUUAUUCAAACGAUCGUAAACGCACAGCGAAGACUUACAAAAAGAACCAUUAAAUUUGUAGAUGUUUACAAUCAUUUGGAUCAUACGAUUCGAUUGCAAUCGAACUCCCCUUACAGGAGUAACGAAAACAAUAACUUGAAAACGAUACGCCUUAUACACGGUCACUUUAUCAAUUAACAUUGGAUCAAGGCUCCUGCUGGUUAUAAAACUUUCAUCGAAUCGUUCUUUAUCGUAGAAGCUAGUUAUUGGCUUAAAAUAUACUUUUAUAAUUGGCAGGACUUUAUUGAGGAAAAAUGUUCGCAGAAAAUAUAGUGAAAUUCUUUUCGUUUCACUGUAUCUUCCAAACCGCUUAAUUAGGCAAAUGAUUUUCUUCGACUGUGAAACUAAUCUACCUUAACAUUUGAGAGAUAAUCGACGUACAUUUUUAACGCAAUUUCGAAGUCGAUAUAUCUUUCAAAGUAUUUACUUUUCGCCUUCAAAGACUUUUGUCUCGUUCUUUUUCUUUGAAUCGGCGAAAAUCAUUGAAAUGAAGAGGUACAAUAUCGAGGAAUGUUUCAGCCGAUCGUUCGCAUUUUAGAGCAUUUGCUACGAUAUAGCUACGUGUAGUUUAUUUUUUAGAAACCAUAUAACCGAGCAUAUCGCGUGAACACUCGUUUAUGGAACUUGUAUUAUAAUUUAUUGGCGAAGUAUAUUUGUAAGAUAAAAUACAUUUUUCAGGCAGUUAGAGUUACUGUAUAUUUAGAAUUUAUACAUAGUCGAUACCAAUAGGUGCUUAUCACAUUCUCGUUGAAUCUUAUUCCGAUAAUCGUGGUGUGCUAUUAGAUGAACUAUUUCUUUUAAUAUAUAUAUAUAUAUUUUUAAAGAACGCAUAAAUUAUGCAUUAUCUUUAUUACUUUGAGUAAUUUCAAUUGAUUGUACUUGGUACCUGGAAUUUCUUCUUACUGAAUUACCUUAGAAUCAAAUAACCGUGAAAAGAUUUUGUUACUAGCGAAGACUUCCAGUCGGACUUUUAGUUCAACGAUUUAUUGUUAAUUAUUAUUGUGUUAAAUUUUAAAUACCUAUCAUUGUAAUUAGUAAUCUUAAAUUGUAUCGAGAAAUCAAUUAAUUGACGCCUAAGUUUUGAUCGGUGUAUCCUACGAACUGAAUCAAUUAUGUUAUUUUAAAGACAUUUAAUGUGUACAUAAGUAUAUUUAUAUAUAUAUACAUACAUAUGUAUAUUACAAUUAUUCCUAUUAUGAUGUAUACACAAUACAAUAAUGUACCAACGCAGCAGUUACACAAAAAUGUUUGAAAUUGUGCAAUUGUCAAGUUUUAAUUUUUAAGCAUCGAAUUAUACUCAAGGAAAUAUACAAAGUAUUUAGAGCUAGAAGAAAUUAGAAUUGUUUUACAUAAAGUAGAUGCAGACGUUUUUCAAAAAGGUGACAUUUGAUUCGCUUGGUAAAAUCUGGAUAAUAAUUUUGUAUACUGGCGCGUUACUUGUAUAUUAUAAUUUCAAUGGUUCAAUAAAGAUUAAUUGAAUAUGCA
Molecule: messenger RNA, 5255 nt
Organism: Megachile rotundata (alfalfa leafcutting bee)
Lineage: Eukaryota; Metazoa; Arthropoda; Insecta; Hymenoptera; Megachilidae
Gene: p130CAS
Product: Serine_rich_CAS and FAT-like_CAS_C domain-containing protein p130CAS
Biological process (GO): cell surface receptor protein tyrosine kinase signaling pathway; cell migration
Cellular component (GO): cytoplasm; plasma membrane
Molecular function (GO): protein binding
Source: RefSeq, a predicted model, not a curated record